Dioscorea cayenensis subsp. rotundata (Guinea yam) is the source of this 1240-nucleotide messenger RNA. RefSeq lists its product as uncharacterized. The transcript has a single exon. The record is from RefSeq and is a predicted model, not a curated record. Gene Ontology annotation, biological process: root development; shoot system development. NCBI's taxonomy places the organism in Eukaryota, Viridiplantae, Streptophyta, Magnoliopsida, Dioscoreales, Dioscoreaceae. Bases 277 to 1110 code for a protein of 277 amino acids.
GAUUAGUUAGUCAUGUUCAAUUGAAAUGCAAGGAAUAAAGAAAGAUUAGAUGGCUGCAACCUGUUGGGCAGAAGUGGUACAACACAGUACUGCCAACUAAAAGAUUGAGUGGUCACACAUGAUCAUGAUUCUUGUUGCUUCCCUGAUGAACUACUCCUUUUUUCUAUAAUUAACAGUUGUUUGCUUCUUAUAUAAGUAGAAGUAUUCAUAGGGCUAAAAACUCGACUCAGUCUCCUCGUUUCCCAGUUAACUUCUUCUUUGAAGAGAACAUCAAAAAUGGCAGACCACGGUUUCCAUGCCAGAUCAAACAGCAUGCCUACAAGAUCCCACCCCAUGAUAGCCACAGCAGAGGAAGACCUGAACAAGCUAAUAGCUUGUGUCAUGGUGUCACCAAAGAUGAUCUGCAAAUCAUUGAGCAGUCUUGGUGCUUUCUAUGACUGCACUGAAGAGCUCCUUCACUUGCCUAGCAACCAACAGGCCUUCUCUCAUUCACAGGAGAAGAAAUGGGUGGAAGAGGAGUUAGAUGCUUCUCUAAGGUUGGUGGAACUCUGUGGCAUCAUUAGAGAUACCUUGGCUGCAACAAAAGAGCAUGGUCAAGAACUUGAGAUGGUUCUAAGAAGGAAGAGAAGCAUGAUCAAUGAAAGCAAACAUCAAUUUCACAUUCAGUCAGAAAAGAAGACAAGAAAGAGUAUCAAGAACUGUGUAAAAGCAUUGAAGCAGAUGGAUGGGAAGGACUCUGAUAGAUCAACAGUUUCUAAGAUGUUUACUGAAGCUAGAGAAGUCACUAUUUCUCUCUUGCAAUCAGUUGCAUCUUCUUUACCUCCAAGCUCCACACAGAAAAAGAGCAGAUGGUCUAUUGUUUCAAAGGCAUUGAACAAACACAAGGUGACAUGCGAAAAGUUUGAAGAUUCAAAUUGUGGCAAUUUCUCAUUCAAUUCAAUAUAUGAGUGUGUUUCAUGCAAAGAUGUUGAUGCCUUGAGAGUGGUGAAGGCACAAGAUCAAUUGGCAGAAAUUAUGACCAGUUUAGAAGGGCUUGAGAUGGAAUUAGAGUCCCUCUACAGGAGACUAAUCAGAAACAGAGUUUCAUUUCUUAACCUCCUUAGCCAUUAGAUCUUUGUGCCUAAACCAUACAUUGUAACUGGCAUCCACAUUUUAAAGGAAAUUGCUGGUCAUCUUUUGUACAUCAUGUUUUCUGUGUAGGACUUGAAAUAUAUACAUGAAUUUUCUUCAACCAAGUAUC